This is a messenger RNA of Oncorhynchus mykiss (rainbow trout), 1941 nucleotides long. Its product is annotated as ubiquitin-conjugating enzyme E2 variant 1. The record is from RefSeq and is a predicted model, not a curated record. Lineage: Eukaryota; Metazoa; Chordata; Actinopteri; Salmoniformes; Salmonidae.
GAAUGCGGGCCGCAAUUGCACCCUUCUCGAAAAUGUUGUUUAUCUUGACCUUCGGGUCCAAUAACUGCUCAAACAGACCAGUCGAUUUGCACUGACGUGCUCGAACGUGCGCGUCCUCGCUAUUCAGUGACAAAGAUGGCGGCCGCCGCCGGAUCAGUCAUCAAAGUUCCCCGUAACUUCCGGCUACUGGAGGAGCUGGAAGAGGGCCAGAAGGGUGUUGGAGACGGGACAGUGAGCUGGGGACUGGAGGACGACGAGGACAUAAUGCUGACUCGCUGGACAGGCAUGAUCAUAGGGCCUCCCAGGACAAUCUACGAGAACAGGAUGUACAGUCUAAAGGUAGAAUGUGGACCCAGAUAUCCUGAGUCUCCCCCUUUUGUCCGAUUUGUGACCAAGAUCAAUCUGAAUGGCGUGCACAACUCAAACGGUGUGGUGGACACGCGGGCGGUGGCGGCACUGGCUAAGUGGCAGAACUCGUACAGCAUCCGUGUGGUGCUGCAGGAGCUCCGGAGGCUCAUGAUGUGUAAAGAGAACAUGAAGCUCCCCCAGCCGCCCGAAGGCCAGGUCUUCAGCAACUGAGCCCCCUGGCCCUGACAAGCCCUGCUAUCCCUACUCUCCCUCACUAUCUCCAUCGACACACACACACACACACACACACACACACACACACACACACACACACACACACACGUAAACCUACACAUACAGUACAUGCACUCGCACUGAUUUAAUGCUUCCUCACAUCUGCACACUCGCACGAACCCCCCCCCCCACACACACAUACAGCGUUACGUACCCCUUAUUUUUCUGAGACUCUUGAAUACUCUGUUCACGUAAGCUCUCUUUUGCCAGGCCCCUCUCACCUUCUGUCCUAAAUGCCAUGCCCACUUUCUCUCGCUCUCUCUCUCAUUAGACAGAGAUGGUUGCACAGGUGAACUCCACCCCCCAUCAUCUACCCAACUGUGCAGACCAGACAUUACAAUACAAAUUACUGUACAUCUUACUAAUCUUUUUUUUUCUUAUUAUUUGUGUUCUACAUCCAGAUUGUAAAAUAACAUAAAUUAUCUUAUUGAGUGUACCUAUCUUAUGUGUGUGCUGGAUUCUUCAACCCAAGGGUGGUGGCAUUUGCUCUGUAGUUUGUAGCAGGGGUGGAAAUCAAGAUGACUUGCUGCACCGCAAAAGAAAAGUAGAUCCUGUGGCCCCACUGAAAUGUGGACAGUAAAGUUGUAACUGUUCUGCUCUUAAUGUCGCUGCAAGACUCUAGUUUUUAUCUGAUUCUGCUUACCCUGCUAAACUAUGCAGUGGCUUAGGAUACACUGCAUAGUCUUGCCAGGGUCUGUUUCUGAAAUCAAAAAUUGAAAACCCCCCCCACCCUUAUGUUUUAUUUUUUGAACCACUCUUGGUGAAACGGCAAGGGAGGGAAUUAAAACAUUUAUUGGUGUUUUUCAGGCUAGCAUUGGUCUCAAACUGAGUAACCAGCUUCUCAAUCCCGAUUAUGUGAAUUUCUGGGCCUUGGCACAUGUACGGUACAUGGGAUUAGGCAUUCAACACUGUGUGUAUCAACUGGGCACUCUCGGUUCAUCGCCCACUCCUAUUUUAAACCUCUGGCCUCUCUGCCAUGUGGAUUGUUACGCUUUGUGAUUGAAUGGGGAGGAAGUACAUUUUGAGGGGAGGGGUUAAAUUACAUUGGGUUUCAAAUACUUAUCUUAUGUGCUUGGCACCUUUUUCAGGUUCACAUUACUAGGUGGAGAAUGAGUUAGUUUUUUGUCUCAUCUUUAGGGCUGACUUGUGUAUGUUCGUUGAGGUUAUCUCAUACAGUGGGCCCACUGAAUGCAAUGUAUGGCUUUAGAUGUUUAUUUUUUAACCGGUGUGAUUCUGUAGUCUGGGUGAUGGUGACCUGUGCAUGGUUUUAUUUGAAUUAAACAUAAUUACUUUUGCAUG